Molecule: messenger RNA, 696 nt
Organism: Acanthamoeba castellanii str. Neff
Lineage: Eukaryota; Discosea; Longamoebia; Acanthamoebidae
Exons: 1
Coding region: 1-696 (231 amino acids)
Source: RefSeq, a predicted model, not a curated record
AUGAUCGCGCUCCUGUCGAUCAUCGCCCACGCGAUGGUGGUGGUCUUUUCCAUCAUCGAGUACGUCUUCCUGGAGAUCGUCGACGUCAAGCUCAUCAUAGUAGUGUCAUCCGGGGUCCUGGCCGGCUUCUUCGCACUGACCGUCAUCUUGGCCCCCUUUGCCCUGAUCCCGUCGUUGAACAAGUCCACCGCGCCGCUCAUGCUCAAGACCUUCCUGGUGAGCCUGGUCAUCUUCAUCAAUUGGGCCAUGUUCAUGGUGUGCAUAAUCCACUGGAGAUCCCACUAUCAAGUCAACAGUCCCAUGGAGUGUCUGAUGGACACAUCGCCUCCGCUCGACAUACUACAGCCCAACAGUACAACUAACAUCGUUAGCAUGAGCAGCAGCACCAUGACGGGGACCAAUGGCAUGGGUAGCGGGAACAAACAACUCCCACUCAACAUGAUGCACACCCAAUGCUACAGCCAGUUUAUGGCCAUCUUCCUGCUCCAGGCCACCAUAGGAUCAGCAGUGCAGAUGUUCAUUGUGGCCAUGUACACUUCCUCCUGCGUCACCAGGAGGAUGGACUACGCGCCAGUCAAGUACAGCAUGUACCCCAAGGAGCAGUACCAGUUUAUGAACAACAGUGACCUCAGCAACAAUAUGGAAAUGACAGAGAUUGGAAGAAUGGGCAACAGUGGCACAAGUAAACAACAGUAG